Salvia splendens (bonfire salvia) is the source of this 1565-nucleotide messenger RNA. RefSeq names its product UDP-glucosyltransferase 29. The coding region runs from base 52 to 1404 and encodes 450 amino acids. The transcript has a single exon. The record is from RefSeq and is a predicted model, not a curated record. NCBI's taxonomy places the organism in Eukaryota, Viridiplantae, Streptophyta, Magnoliopsida, Lamiales, Lamiaceae. Gene Ontology annotation, molecular function: UDP-glycosyltransferase activity.
CCCAUUUAUUUGACAUAUACCUCAAAAUUUAGGUGAGAGAGAGAGAGAGAGAUGGCCGCCAUGAAUUCAAAACACGGUGAGUUGAGAGUGUUGAUGUUUCCAUGGUUGGCUCAUGGCCAUGUUUUUCCCUUUCUUGAACUAGCAAAAGGCCUUGUCAAGAAACACUUCCAUGUCUACUUGUGCUCCACAUCCAUCAACCUCGACUCCGUCAGAAACAGUCUCAACAACGACAACGAUGGUCAUAUCCCGAUCGAGCUAGUCGAACUUCCUCUCCCAUCCCUUCCUGACCUCCCUCCACACUACCACACCACCAAGAACAUCCCACCCCACCUCAUGCCCACCCUCAUGAAGGCCUUCCAGAUGUCAGCUCCGGCCUUCUCCGGCAUCAUCGCUGACGUCAAGCCCGACUUGCUCAUCUACGACGGCUUCCAGCCCUGGGCAGCCAGGGCUGCGGCAGCCCAGGGCAUCCCGCCCGUCCUCUUCUGCACUUCUGGCUCCACCUCGCUCGCCUUCUUCCACCACCACCACACUCAUAAGAGCUGGGACACCUUCCCUUCCGACGCCAUACGGUUGAAAGAGCACGAGAAGAGGGCCAUGAUCGCCAUCAAAGUCGAGAAUGUUGAUGAUGGAGACUUCAUCUUCGGCAUCUUCAAACUCUCUUGUGAGAUAGUCUUGAUCAAGAGCUACAGAGCGUUUGAGGGGAAGUACAUGGACUAUCUGUCUAGUUUAUGCGAGAGAAAGCUCGUCCCAACCGGUCCCUUGAUCGCGCAUGGCGACGACGAAGGUGUUGAUGAUCAAGACCUCGAGAUGAUGAGAUGGCUCGGUGAGAGAGAGGAAGGCUCAACUCUCUACAUCUCAUUUGGGAGUGAGAAUUAUGUGUCAAAGGAGCAGAUGGUGGAGAUAGCAAAAGGGUUGGAGGUAAGUGGUGUUAACUUCAUAUGGGUUGCUCGGUCUCCGGUGGGGGAUGACGCAGCCGUGCCGGAGGGGAGGAGGGAGAAGGGGGUGGUGGUGAGGGGGUGGGCGCCGCAGGCCGCCAUCUUGGGGCAUCGGAGUGUGGGAGGGUUCAUGACACAUUGCGGGUGGAGCUCGGUGACGGAGAGCGUGUACUACGGUGUUCCGAUGGUGGCGGUGGCGUUCAAGGCGGAUCAGCCGGUGAAUGCGAGGCUGGCGGUGGAGGCCGGCAUCGGGGUGGAGGUGGAGAGGGGUGAGGAUGGGGGGUUUGAUGGGGAAGGGGUGGCGAGGGCUAUUAAUGAGGUGUUUGUGGAGGGGAGAGAAGGGUUUAGGAGGAGAGUGGGGGAGUUGAGGGAGAAGAUGAAGGUGGAGGAGGAGGAAGCCAUGAAUCAAGUGGUGGAGGAGCUUUCCAGAAUAUCGAAUAAGGGAAGGAGACAGUAUACAAAGGAUUAAUUUGUGACGUUAUACAAAGAAUAUUCGUCCCUUUUUUAGUGGUUUGAGAUACAAACUGGUCACCAUUACCUUUUUUAAUCCUAUAUUGCUUCGCUUUUAUAAUGUUAAUUUUAUUUCAGCUGCAGUUAUUAAUGAAUUGAAUUCCUACCAUUAUCAAUUAA